Molecule: messenger RNA, 1922 nt
Organism: Camelus dromedarius (Arabian camel)
Lineage: Eukaryota; Metazoa; Chordata; Mammalia; Artiodactyla; Camelidae
Product: cytochrome P450 7A1
Exons: 6
Coding region: 124-1629 (501 amino acids)
Biological process (GO): bile acid biosynthetic process; cholesterol catabolic process; cholesterol homeostasis
Cellular component (GO): intracellular membrane-bounded organelle
Molecular function (GO): iron ion binding; cholesterol 7-alpha-monooxygenase activity; heme binding
Source: RefSeq, a predicted model, not a curated record
UUUGGUCACUCAAGUCAGGCAUCUCACUGUAUAUAAGACGUCUAGCUGGAGUCUGUGUUGUGACUUCCUUGCCUUUCUCACCACAGACUCUCCUCCUCGGAAUUUUGGCAUUAGUUUUGCAAAAUGAUGAGCAUGUCUCUGAUCUGGGGGAUUGUUACAGCCGUGUGCUGUUGUUUAUGGCUUAUUCUUGGCAUGAGGAGAAGGCAAGUGGGUGAACCGCCUCUGGAGAAUGGGUGGGUCCCGUACCUGGGCUGCGCGCUGCAGUUUGGGGCCAACCCCCUCGAGUUCCUCAGAGCCAAUCAGAGGAAACACGGUCACGUGUUCACCUGCAAACUCAUGGGAAACUACGUCCACUUCAUCACCAACCCCUUGUCGUACCACAAGGUGUUGUGCCAUGGAAAGUACUUAGACUGGAAAAAAUUUCACUUCACUGCUUCUGCAAAGGCAUUUGGGCACAGAAGCAUUGACCCGAGUGAUGGAAACACCACAGACAACAUAAGUAAAACCAUCAUCAAAACCCUGCAGGGCGAGGCCUUGGGCUCCCUCACAGAAACCAUGAUGGAGAACCUCCAGCUUGUCCUGAGAGCCCGGCUGGUCCCCGAACCCAAGGCGGCGGCCUGGGCGACGGAGGGGAUGUAUUCCUUCUGCUACCGAGUGAUGUUCGAAGCCGGGUAUUUCACACUCUUUGGCAGAGAUCUUACAGGGCAGGAUGCCCAAAAAGCACUUAUUCUAAAUACCCUCGACAACUUCAAGCAGUUUGACAAAAUCUUCCCGGCCCUGGUAGCAGGCUUCCCCAUUCACGUGUUCAAGACGGGACGCCACGCCCGGGAGAAACUGGCGGAGGGCUUGAGGCUGCAGAAACUCAGGAGGAGAGACCACAUCUCGGAACUGGUCAGGUUUCUGAAUGACAUGCUCUCCACCCGGGAUGACACGGAGAAGGCCAAGUCGCUCCUCGCUGUCCUCUGGGCAUCGCAAGCAAACACGAUUCCGGCGACCUUCUGGAGCUUAUUUCAGAUGAUUAGGAACCCUGAAGCCAUGAAAGCAGCUACUGAAGAAAUAAACAAGACACUAGAGAACGCUGAUCAAAAAGUUAGCGUAGAAGGCAAUCCGAUUUAUCUGAAUCAAGCACAGCUGGAUGCCAUGCCUGUGCUAGACAGUAUCAUCAAGGAGUCUCUGAGGCUUUCCAGUGCGUCUCUCAACAUCCGGACAGCUAAGGAAGGUUUCACUCUGCACCUCCAGGACGGUUCCUACAACAUCCGCAAAGAUGACAUCAUAGCUCUUUAUCCGCAGUUAAUGCAUUUAGAUCCAGAAAUCUACCCAGACCCUUUGACUUUUAAAUAUGAUCGCUAUCUUGAUGAAAACGGGAAGACAAAGACGGCCUUCUAUAGUAACGGACUCAAGUUAAAAUACUACUAUAUGCCCUUUGGGUCAGGGGCUACAAUAUGUCCUGGAAGAUUAUUUGCUGUCCAGGAAAUCAAGCAAUUUUUGAUUCUGAUGCUUUCCUAUUUUGAACUGGAGCUUGUGGAGAGCCAAGUCAAAUGUCCCCCUUUGGACCAGUCCCGUGCCGGCUUGGGCAUUUUGCCACCAUUAAAUGACAUUGAGUUUAAAUAUAAACUCAAGCAGCUGUGACUGCGUGGUUGGAAGAAGAGGACACCUGAUGAUGUAACAAGAUGGAGAAUGCCGUCACUCAUCUGUCCCUCCGGACAGUGGCGUUUAGCGGGGGUGGACGGGAUGCAGCAGGUGCAGUUCUGUUCACCAACACUCGCGUGUGACUCUUAACAUUUUGGUGAUGGUUUCCAGAUGCUAUUUCAGGAUGUGCAAGUGAAAACAACUACUUUCCAGAAGCAUGAUAAUUUGUUUUUAUUUGAAUAAGGUAGUGAAUGUUCAUUGAGCCAGGGACCGAACUUCAUUAUUUUCAGAGG